AUGGUGUACUACAAGCACAAUCGUGAUAUAGGAACACCACCAUCAAGAAGUGGACGAGGUGGUGGUCAUGGGAGGAGACUGAUGAGUAUAUAUAGGCCAAAUGGAGAUAUAUAUACAAGACCGUCAAGCAGUGGACAUGGUGGUGGUCACAUUCAUGAACAUUACUCUCCUUAG
Molecule: messenger RNA, 174 nt
Organism: Arabis nemorensis
Lineage: Eukaryota; Viridiplantae; Streptophyta; Magnoliopsida; Brassicales; Brassicaceae
Source: the annotation of a GenBank genome assembly